Molecule: messenger RNA, 799 nt
Organism: Lactuca saligna
Lineage: Eukaryota; Viridiplantae; Streptophyta; Magnoliopsida; Asterales; Asteraceae
Source: the annotation of a GenBank genome assembly
AUGGCCGCUCCACCUGCAAGGGCACGAGCAGAUUAUGAUUACCUCAUAAAGCUCCUUUUGAUUGGCGAUAGCGGUGUGGGAAAGAGUUGCCUUCUCUUACGAUUUUCUGAUGGUUCUUUUACUACAAGUUUUAUCACUACAAUCGGUAUCGAUUUUAAGAUAAGAACAAUUGAACUUGAUGGCAAACGGAUCAAACUCCAAAUCUGGGAUACAGCUGGCCAAGAACGAUUCCGAACAAUCACUACUGCUUACUAUAGAGGAGCCAUGGGAAUUUUGUUGGUGUAUGAUGUUACAGACGAAUCAUCUUUCAACAACAUAAGAAACUGGAUUCGCAACAUCGAACAACAUGCAUCUGAUAAUGUGAACAAGAUCCUUGUUGGAAAUAAAGCUGAUAUGGAUGAAAGCAAGAGGGCUGUACCUACCUCAAAGGGACAAGCACUAGCAGAUGAGUAUGGCAUUAAAUUUUUCGAAACUAGUGCGAAAACCAACCUAAAUGUGGAGCAAGUUUUCUUUUCAGUAGCAACAGAUAUUAAGCAAAGACUCGCAGACACUGAUUCUAAACCUGAGCCAUCAACAAUUAAGAUUAAUAAACCAGAUGGUGGAGGUGCAAACAGUCAAUCUGAACAGAAAUCAGCUUGCUGUGGUUAAACAGACGUAGGGUUUUUGACUUUUGGACUGAUUUAGUCAUUGAAUUUUAUUUCUGGUAGUGUGAAAAUCUAUGUCAUUUACACCAUUGUUCCAUAAAUGAAAAACGAUCAUCUGUUUUUUUUUUUUUUUUUCAUGAUGUGACAUUGACUUU